GAGACGCGACCAGGACGCGGGGAGGACGGACCAGCAGGACAGACCGACCGGGGGCCCGGCGGGCGGAGGGCAGCGCAGCCACGUCCCCCCUGGAUCCGCCGUCAGCCGGGCCCGGGGCUUUCGACAUGCCCCCCAGGAGAGUGUGCUGGGCAGACGAUGCUGGACACGAUGGAGGCGCCCGGCCACUCCAGGCAGCUGCUGCUGCAGCUCAACAACCAGCGCACCAAGGGCUUCUUGUGCGACGUGAUCAUCGUGGUGCAGAACGCCCUCUUCCGCGCGCACAAGAACGUGCUGGCGGCCAGCAGCGCCUACCUCAAGUCCCUGGUGGUGCAUGACAACCUGCUCAACCUGGACCAUGACAUGGUGAGCCCGGCCGUGUUCCGCCUGGUGCUGGACUUCAUCUACACCGGCCGCCUGGCUGACGGCGCAGAGGCGGCUGCGGCCGCGGCCGUGGCCCCGGGGGCUGAGCCGAGCCUGGGCGCCGUGCUGGCCGCCGCCAGCUACCUGCAGAUCCCCGACCUCGUGGCGCUGUGCAAGAAACGCCUCAAGCGCCACGGCAAGUACUGCCACCUGCGGGGCGGCGGCGGCGGCGGCGGCGGCUACGCGCCCUAUGGUCGGCCGGGCCGGGGCCUGCGGGCCGCCACGCCGGUCAUCCAGGCCUGCUACCCGUCCCCAGUCGGGCCUCCGCCGCCGCCUGCCGCGGAGCCGCCCUCGGGCCCAGAGGCCGCGGUCAACACGCACUGCGCCGAGCUGUACGCGUCGGGACCCGGCCCGGCCGCCGCACUCUGUGCCUCGGAGCGCCGCUGCUCCCCUCUUUGUGGCCUGGACCUGUCCAAGAAGAGCCCGCCGGGCUCCGCGGCGCCAGAGCGGCCGCUGGCUGAGCGCGAGCUGCCCCCGCGCCCGGACAGCCCUCCCAGCGCCGGCCCCGCCGCCUACAAGGAGCCGCCUCUCGCCCUGCCGUCGCUGCCGCCGCUGCCCUUCCAGAAGCUGGAGGAGGCCGCACCGCCUUCCGACCCAUUUCGCGGCGGCAGCGGCAGCCCGGGACCCGAGCCCCCCGGCCGCCCCGACGGGCCUAGUCUCCUCUAUCGCUGGAUGAAGCACGAGCCGGGCCUGGGUAGCUAUGGCGACGAGCUGGGCCGGGAGCGCGGCUCCCCCAGCGAGCGCUGCGAAGAGCGUGGUGGGGACGCGGCCGUCUCGCCCGGGGGGCCCCCGCUCGGCCUGGCGCCGCCGCCGCGCUACCCUGGCAGCCUGGACGGGCCCGGCGCGGGCGGCGACGGCGACGACUACAAGAGCAGCAGCGAGGAGACCGGUAGCAGCGAGGACCCCAGCCCGCCUGGCGGCCACCUCGAGGGCUACCCAUGCCCGCACCUGGCCUAUGGCGAGCCCGAGAGCUUCGGUGACAACCUGUACGUGUGCAUUCCGUGCGGCAAGGGCUUCCCCAGCUCUGAGCAGCUGAACGCGCACGUGGAGGCUCACGUGGAGGAGGAGGAAGCGCUGUACGGCAGGGCCGAGGCGGCCGAAGUGGCCGCUGGGGCCGCCGGCCUAGGGCCCCCUUUUGGAGGCGGCGGGGACAAGGUCGCCGGGGCUCCGGGUGGCCUGGGAGAGCUGCUGCGGCCCUACCGCUGCGCGUCGUGCGACAAGAGCUACAAGGACCCGGCCACGCUGCGGCAGCACGAGAAGACGCACUGGCUGACCCGGCCCUACCCAUGCACCAUCUGCGGGAAGAAGUUCACGCAGCGUGGGACCAUGACGCGCCACAUGCGCAGCCACCUGGGCCUCAAGCCCUUCGCGUGCGACGCGUGCGGCAUGCGGUUCACGCGCCAGUACCGCCUCACGGAGCACAUGCGCAUCCACUCGGGCGAGAAGCCCUACGAGUGCCAGGUGUGCGGCGGCAAGUUCGCACAGCAACGCAACCUCAUCAGCCACAUGAAGAUGCACGCCGUGGGGGGCGCGGCCGGCGCGGCCGGGGCGCUGGCGGGCUUGGGGGGGCUCCCCGGCGUCCCCGGCCCCGACGGCAAGGGCAAGCUCGACUUCCCCGAGGGCGUCUUUGCUGUGGCUCGCCUCACGGCCGAGCAGCUGAGCCUGAAGCAGCAGGACAAGGCGGCCGCGGCCGAGCUGCUGGCGCAGACCACGCACUUCCUGCACGACCCCAAGGUGGCGCUGGAGAGCCUCUACCCGCUGGCCAAGUUCACGGCCGAGCUGGGCCUCAGCCCCGACAAGGCGGCCGAGGUGCUGAGCCAGGGCGCUCACCUGGCGGCCGGGCCCGACGGCCGGACCAUCGACCGUUUCUCUCCCACCUAGAGCGCCCCUCGCCAGCCCGCUCUGUCGCUGCUGCGCGGCCCUGGCCCGCACCCCAGGGAGCGGCGGGGGCGGCGCGCAGGGCCCACUGUGCCCGGGACAACCGCAGCGUCGCCACAGUGGCGGCUCCACCUCUCGGCGGCCUCACCUGGCCUCACUGCUUCGUGCCUUAGCUCGGGGGUCGGGGGAGAACCCCGGGACGGGGGUGGGAUGGGGUAAGGGAAAUUUAUAUUUUUGAUAUCAGCUUUGACCAAAGGAGACCCCAGGCCCCUCCCGCCUCUUCCUGUGGUUCGUCGGCCCCCUCCCCCGGCUCCGCGCUGCUCUUAGAGGGGGAGGGGUGUCACUGUCGGGGCACUCCUAGCCCUACCUCCGGCCCUUGCGACCACACCCAUUCUCACUGUGAAUCUCCCCGCUGGGGUCGGAGCGUCGGGCAGAGUUGGGGAGUGGGGAGGGGACUGAGCCGGCCGGAGGGCCCCCCGCACCCCCGCUCCCACCCACCCCGGGACUGAUAAUGUGAAGUUCCUCAUUUUGCACAAGUGGCACUAGCCCCAGGGCCAACCCUUCCUUCCUCAGUCACCAAGGGCGGGGAGUUCUGGAGUCGGAAGGCGAAGAGCCUACCACCAGGUCUCCCACUCCCGCGGUGCCCUCCCUUCCCUUCCCUGCGGCCCCGGACCAUAUUUAUUGCAUGCGCCCCGGCGGCCCCCCAUCCCGAGCCCAGGCUGGGCUGGGCUGGAACGCGGUCUCUUUAGCUCCCUCCUCUUCGUUUGUAUAUUUCCUACCUUGUACACAGGCUCUUCCAGAGCCGCUUCCAUUUUCUAUACUCGAACCAAACAGCAAUAAAGCAGUAACCAAGGACCCCGACCCCGCUGCUCUCUUCUGCCCCUGCACAAGGACCUGGAUGGGCUGCGCCCGCUGGGUGGAGGAGCCAGAAAGGGCCACCCUCACACAGGUGCAGAGGCUUGGACCUGCCUCCCUCCCCAGUCCCAGAAACAGAUCAGCAAGAGGUCAGGUAUGUUUCAUAACUAAAAAUUUAUUAAGGAAACAAAACCAGUGCUGCAAACGGGACAGAAAGGAGAGCUGGGUCUCCCUCCCGACCACCCAGUCAUCGGCCUUCCAGCUGGGGAGAGAAUCUUAAAGGAGAGGCCGGGGACCCUGUACUCCAAAGAGCCCAGUCUUCUGAGACUCUAGGGGACUCCUACCCCCAAACUACUGGCCUUGGCUCCCCUACACGGUACCCCAUCGCUUCUGGCAUAGUCCUGGGCCUCAGGGAGGGCAGAGCUGCGCACCCAUCCUCCAGGCAGGCUGUGCAGUCAGGCCAUGGGCUCUGGGGUAUCCCCCACUGGUCCCAUUAAGAUUUGCCCCUGGCUCCACCGAAAACCCCGUCUUCCCCUAAGUUGUCCUUGUCUCUGGCCCUGGGUUUCAGGAACUCAUUCUUGGUAAGGAAGCCUCCCCACUGAGGUACCAGCUAAAGGGGCAAGGAAAGGGCCCCUGUGUCAGUGUCAGUUUUUCCGGGGAGUGAGGGCAAAGCUAGAAACCAGGUUAGGCGACGGUGCCCCAGCACUGGAAUGCCUCAGGCUGGGCUGUCCACGCCUGGAAGUUUCUCCCAGCACAGGAGCCGAGGGUGGAAGGCCCUGGGUGGGAGACCUGUACUAGGUUCCUGCCAUGGGUAGUAGAGAGGGAAAGUUCAGAGUGAGAACCCCUAUGACGAGGAACCGCGGUGAAGAAAUGAAGGGGAUCAGGGAGGUGAAAAGGAUCAACUAGAAGGGGAAGAAGGGUGAGGGGCUAUUCUGGAGGGAGGGUAGGCGGGCAAGGAGGGGUGAAGGGGGAGCUGAGGGGAGUCAGGACAUUUCCUGAAGAGGAAGCUAGACGGAAAGAAAGGCCAGUGAGGAGAGAGGGAGCAGGUGGAGGCCACCCGAGAGCACGGGCCUGAGACCAGAUGCCCCUUUCCUCUAGACUCAUGACUGUCCACGGGGACGCAACUGGCGAAGUGUGAGGGACCCAGGUUGAUAAGGGCAGGAAGAGGAGCAGCAGGAAGGGUGUGUGGUAAGUCUGGGGUGGAUGGUAGAAGAGGUGGGGGCCCAGGGCUGCUGUUAGGGACAUGCUGUCUAGAAGCCGACUUGGGUUCAUGGGCGAGUCCAGGCCUCAGGGAGACUGGGGACACACACCCUGGGCACUUCUUCCUGACUUAACCAAAGCCUCUUGAACACAUUCACGACAGAGGUUCUGAAGAUGAAAGGGAACUGUGAUUUCACUGCAUCUGACGGAAACUCAGAACCCCUGCCCUGUCUCCACUGGAGAAAGUGGCUGCGUCCCCAGGCGAGAAGGCCCUCCCUCAGCCUUGGAAUGAGACGGGGGAGGGAGAAAGGCUGAGAGCAUGGGCGGCCUAUCUGGCUUGCCCAGCUGCUGUUGCUGUAGCCAGCCACCUCCCUGCUAAAUCCUGGCAGCCCAGGAGGGUCCCAGCAGCUUCCGCCCGAUCCUUGGGAGGGGCUCUGUGAGGAGCAGGUCCCCCACAGCAUGGCCGUGGCGUGGGUUGGAAGAGGAUGGUUUAUUGUCUGGGUGGAUUGGUGGCUCAGGCACGUGGGCAUCUUCCGUGCUACACUGGGCGCCUGGUGGCCUUUCAGGAACGGUUCCACGGGGGGGGGGCCCCAGUGUGGCUCCCUCAGCCCACCUGGGCCCACGUGAGGAAGGCUGGGAUGUCCCGUACAGGAACAUUCCUUGUGAGCGCCUUCACACGCAGGUUCCGGUCAUCCGUCAACAGCACCACCUCCCGCAGUAGCCGGAUUGGCUCCUCUGUGGGCAUGAGAGAGCAGAAGGCUGUCACUGAGGACAGGAGGCAGAGGGCUGGCUGCUCUUCUCACCCUGGAGAAUGUGGUCCUGGGGAGGGGGUGCCACGCUAGCCGUGUCUUGGCUCUUCUACCAGUCCUUUCCUCCGUCCGGGCUCUCAGCCCCGGGGACCCUCCCCUGCUGGCCUAGAGAGGGCUGCACUGGGCUUCUGCCUUGACUCCGGCCUCCCAUACAGGACUCUCUUCUGCCUAGUUCCCAAAAGCUGCCCAAACCCGUCAGCCUCCCAGGACCCUAAACUGAGGGAAUAGAAGCAGCCCCUUGACCUCUACUCCUUUUUACCACAUGGCUGGCCCCCAGAUCACAACACCGCUCUCCCCACACCCCACUUUUUUUUUUUUAACAAGUCCUCUCCCUCUAAAAGCCAGCAGGUUGAAGCUUUACGCAUCCAGAGGCAGAAAACUAAAGAUGGAACAGAAAAUGUAUCCAGGGUUUUCCAGAUGUGGGGAGAGGGGUUAAGGGAGCCCUGAGGAGAGGAGAGGGUAAGGGUCUUGGCAGAAUUGUGCCAAGGGCACACCAAGGCUUUGGCCAACCGGUCGCCCCUGCUAAGUAACAGUAAUCCAUGUAUACAGGCGAAAGUCUCUAAGAGGACAGAAGAGUAAAAAGGAAGAGUAGAGUUAAGAUGAUGAUCCCAGUUCUCCGUCUUGUACCCCAGGGAAGACCUGUGUAUCCUUCCAGGUUUCUUUAGGCACAUUUACAAGUACAUACACUUGGACAUAUAACCUUUUUUUCCUACAGCAUCAUGAUCAUAUUAGCCACACUUUCAGAGUAUAUACUUAAAAGGUCUUGCUAUAGUGGCACAGAUAUCUUUCAUUCUUUUUAGAUGACUUUUUUUUUUUUUAAGCACAGUCUCUCCACUACCUCUCUUUCCCUAACUCCCUAAUCUUUAACACAUUGGAGAGAAUUUAAGCCAGGGACAAGCACUCACACAAGUGACAUCCCUACCCUGACAGGCCUGCUUGGGUGGCAGGUCUACUCGUCAGUCCCAGGCUGGGCAUUUCCUGACAGAGGUCCAGGUCCGGCAGACAGCAAGGCACAGGAAGUGUCCUGCUGUGCUCACUGACUGCGUGGGCUGGCGGGGGUGGGGGGCUGCAAAUAUCCAUGUCGGACCUGAGCAGUCUCAGGCUUGCCAGCUCCAGGCAGGGAGGCUGAGAACUGGCUUUCAGCCUGGGGAGGAGUUUGGAGGAUUCGGGAGGGAGAGGUUUGUGGGGUUGGUGGUGGCGAGAGAAGAGGACAGGAGGAAGGAGAGUGUGAAGGGAGGCAAGGGGCUGUGGGCAGAGGGGAAAGGAAGGUGGCCUCGGGUGAGGGGAUACUCAGAGACUACUCAGCUGCCUGGGCCAGGCCCCUCUGCAGAUAAGUGUGGCUGGGGUGGUGGUAUGCAGGGCUGUGUGGGGCUCCCAGCUGACUGGCUGCGUCUGUAGCAGCCCCACUAUUCCUGCCCUGGGCCUCAAACCAGGAGCGUCCCAGGCCUUAGGUCAGCUAACCAAGGCCCGACAUUGCUGGCAGGGGUCUGCAGGGGUUUCUGUGGAUACUUUGACAUUUUUCACAAUAAACAUCCUCUGUUUUGA
Molecule: messenger RNA, 6707 nt
Organism: Homo sapiens (human)
Lineage: Eukaryota; Metazoa; Chordata; Mammalia; Primates; Hominidae
Gene: HIC1
Product: HIC ZBTB transcriptional repressor 1
Exons: 2
Coding region: 157-2301 (714 amino acids)
Biological process (GO): negative regulation of transcription by RNA polymerase II; intrinsic apoptotic signaling pathway in response to DNA damage; regulation of signal transduction
Cellular component (GO): nucleus
Source: RefSeq, marked reviewed